AUGCCUGAAAGUGGGAGGAUGUUUAAAACAGAGUCGAAGAAUAUGACUGCCCCUGCAUAUAAUCUCAUCAUAAUCCAAAUUCCUGGUUUACUCGUUGGCUUCUACAAGCGUGGAAAUGUUAAAGAAAAGAUUCCUGAUAUAAAGGCAAUAGAGAAAUCGGAAUUUGACCCAUUGUCCUAUGUAGCUGGGUACGUUAUUUCGAAGAUGUAUCGAAAAAGUGAAGUUUCUGCCAGGAAAGAAACUCCAGAGCAAUUGGAACUUCAGUCCUUGCUGCUGAGCAUGAAGUCACUGCAAGACAAUGAAUACAUAGACUCUCUUUCUCGAGGAAAGCUAUGGAAUCCUUGUGAGAAUCUGUUGGCAAUAACUGCUGAAUGUGAAAAGGUGUUCAGGCAACACAGUGCUGAUUUGUUACGUGAAAUUCCGCUACAGCAGGUCAGAGCAGAUAUUUUGCAAAAGCCCAAAGUUAAAGCAUGGGAUGCUAUCCUCUCUGAUGUAAGUUUGGCUAAAAGCAAGACAUCUGUUACUGAUGUAUGCUUAGAGAACAUUAUGUUGUACAUUCGGGUGCGAUCAUUCUCUUACACGAAGAAUGUUGUAACGAAAAUGACCAUUAAAGAGAAGGUGAAGUUCCAUAAAAAGGCCCUGCGAAAAACAUUAAAGAAACAGGCAGAGUCAGCUGUAGAUAAAAGCCAGUAG
Molecule: messenger RNA, 693 nt
Organism: Paramuricea clavata
Lineage: Eukaryota; Metazoa; Cnidaria; Anthozoa; Malacalcyonacea; Plexauridae
Source: the annotation of a GenBank genome assembly